Verticillium dahliae VdLs.17 is the source of this 1552-nucleotide messenger RNA. RefSeq names its product arg-6. Gene Ontology annotation, biological process: L-arginine biosynthetic process. The record is from RefSeq and is a predicted model, not a curated record. Gene Ontology annotation, molecular function: protein dimerization activity; NAD binding; N-acetyl-gamma-glutamyl-phosphate reductase (NADP+) activity. The transcript is spliced from 3 exons. Bases 157 to 1392 code for a protein of 411 amino acids. NCBI's taxonomy places the organism in Eukaryota, Fungi, Ascomycota, Sordariomycetes, Glomerellales, Plectosphaerellaceae.
ACCGAUCUCGGGCACGAACUGAUUGGGGUCGAUUCUGAGCCUCACUACCACACCCGCCUCUUUUCACCUCUCACCGAUAGAUUUUCCUUUUCCUAGCCCUGCUAAAUUCCCUACCGUCCACCAGCGACUCAAUUGGAUUGAGAAGCAUCCGAACCCAUGAUUCCUUCCACUUCCACGGUGGCGCGCGCCGGCGCCCGCCAACUCCUUCGACGAUCUGCGUCCGUGGCUCCUCCGAGCCCCAGCCCAAUUGUCCUCGGCCGAAACCACAGCAUCAACAACGCCCGUAACCUCUCGACGGCGAGGACGCUGGCCGUCGCGUCGGCUCGCCUUUGCACGCCAUCCACACCGGUGCGCCAGCAACGACAGGGCUACGCUACCACUACGAACCCCAACCCCCCGCUCGACAAGAAGAAUGCCUCGAAUGACGUCCCGUCCCGCAUCGCCCUGAUUGGCGCCCGUGGAUACACCGGUCAGGCUCUGAUCGACCUCUUCGAAGCCCACCCCUACAUGGACCUGCGCCAUGUGUCGUCACGAGAGCUCGCCGGCAAGGAGCUUGAGCGAUACACCAAGCGCAAGGUCAUCUACGAACACCUGACGCCCGAGGAUGCUGCCCAGCUCGACGCCAAGGGCGAGGUCGACUGCUGGGUCAUGGCCCUGCCCAACGGCGUGUGCAAGCCCUACGUCGAUGCUAUCAACGAAUCGCAGAAGGGCAAGAGCGGCGGCAGCGUCAUUGUCGACCUCUCUGCCGACUAUCGCUUCGACAAGGAGUGGGCCUAUGGACUUCCCGAGCUCACCAAGCGCUCCGACAUUUUCCCGUCCACCCGCAUCUCCAACCCCGGAUGCUACGCCACGGCCGCCCAGCUCGGCAUCGCGCCUCUGGUCGAGCACCUCGCCGGGGAGCCUGUCGUCUUUGGCGUCUCGGGCUACUCGGGCGCCGGCACGAAGCCGUCCCCCAAGAACGACGUCAACCUGCUGAAGGACAACCUCAUCCCCUACAGUCUGACGGGCCACGUCCACGAGCGGGAGAUCAGCCACCACCUCGGCACCUCUGUUGCCUUUAUCCCCCACGUCGCCAGCUGGUUCCGCUCCAUCCACCUCACCAUCAACAUCACCCUCAACAAGACCAUGACCUCGCGCGACAUCCGCCAGCUGUACCAGGACCGCUAUGCCGGCGAGAAGCUCGUCAAGGUCGUGGGCGAGGCGCCCCUCGUGCGAUCCGUGUCCUCGCUGCACCACUGCGAGAUUGGAGGCUUCGCCGUCGACAACACCGGCAAGCGUGUCGUCAUCUGCGUCUCCAUGGACAACCUUAACAAGGGAGCUGCUACCCAGUGCCUGCAGAACAUGAACCUUGCGCUCGGUUACGCGGAGUACCAGGGCAUCCCCAAUGUGUAGCGGCACCACGUGCAGGCGUCAAGUCAAGUAGACGGUUUUUGUUUUCGACGGGAUCUGGCUCUGAUAUCCCCUCAAAAGUUUGGCUCACUGUGGAGGAACUUUUGUUGUACAUACUUCGGCGGUCUUCCAAUCAUCCUCAUCCACCUUUUCGUCUUCUCCU